This is a messenger RNA of Quercus robur (English oak), 634 nucleotides long. Its product is annotated as MLP-like protein 423. Gene Ontology annotation, biological process: abscisic acid-activated signaling pathway; defense response. The coding region runs from base 93 to 554 and encodes 153 amino acids. Gene Ontology annotation, molecular function: signaling receptor activity; protein phosphatase inhibitor activity; abscisic acid binding. The transcript is spliced from 2 exons. Lineage: Eukaryota; Viridiplantae; Streptophyta; Magnoliopsida; Fagales; Fagaceae. The record is from RefSeq and is a predicted model, not a curated record.
AGCUAGUCUCAAAUUUGCAUCACUACAACAUACAUACAAAGUUCUCUCUCUCUUUGAAUUUUCAUUUUGAUUCUUCUUCUAUUACAUAAAAAAUGGCUUCCACUGGUAAGAUGGAUGUAGAAAUUGAGGUGAAGUCUCAUGCAGACAAGUUCUUUGAAGCCCUUAGGGACUCUGUCAAUGUCCUCCCUAAGGCCUUCCCUAAUGAUUACAAGAGCAUUGAAGUUCUUGAAGGUGAUGGGAAGUCCACUGGUUCUGUUCGCCUCAUACAUUAUGGGGAAGGUUCUCCUCUUGUGAAAGUAUCGAAGGAGAAGGUGGACAUAAUGGAUGAAGCAAACAAGACAUUUGUGUAUUGUGUGAUUGAUGGGGAUCUGCUGAAAUUCUACAAGAAUUUCAAGAGCAACAUUUCCGUAAUUCCAAAGGGAGCUGGGAGCCUUGUGAAGUGGUCCUGUGAGUUUGAAAAGGCUAGCGAAGAGAUUCCAGACCCACACCUCAUUAAGGACUUUGCUGCCAAGAACUUCAAGGAGCUGGAUGACUAUGUUCUUAAGGCAUAUUAGAGGGCACUCCCAUUUCCAUUUGGAAUGUUUCUGGUGAAGUGAAGAAAUUAUCAAUAAACAAUAAAACUGUGUUUGGAGUA